GUCAAACACAGUGGACCGGCUUAAGUUGAUCGCUGAAAUUCGUAAUAGACCACAACUGUGGAAUACGGAGAGCAAAGAGAAUAGUUCUCGUGUAUGUGUACAAUAUAUUUGGAAAGAAGUGGCAAAGAGUGUGGGGCCAUAUGCGUAGAGGAAUGCAAACGUGUUUGGAAAAACUUACGUGAUGCUUAUCGGGCUGAAGUUAAACGUAUAGAGCUGCGUAUAGAAAAGGACAUACGUAAGGGCUCGUAUGAUCCUAAUAGUGAUUAUAGCAGUAAAUGGUCUUAUUUCGAGGCCAUGCAAUUUAUUAAACACCACGACGUAGUAGAACUCAUAAAACUCCGGAUUCAUCGACAAAUGAACCGGUUAGUGGGGUAAAUUCUGAUAACGAUGAUUCCGAUCAA
Molecule: messenger RNA, 401 nt
Organism: Lucilia sericata (common green bottle fly)
Lineage: Eukaryota; Metazoa; Arthropoda; Insecta; Diptera; Calliphoridae
Exons: 2
Coding region: 94-375 (93 amino acids)
Source: RefSeq, a predicted model, not a curated record